AUGCUCGCCGCACGUGUCUCUCGCGCUACGCCGCGCCUCACCCAGCAGCUGCGCACUCCCGCCCAGCGUCGCUUCGCUAGCACCAACGAGUUCAUCAAUGAGCGCCAGCACAUCAAGGAGCACGCUCAGGGCACCACCGAGCUGUGGAGGAAGAUUUCCCUCUACGGUGUUGCGCCCUGCCUUUUGUUUGCUGGAGCCAACGCAUACUACCUGUGGACUGAGCACUGGAGCCACUGGGACCACAUGCCUCCUCUGGAGGAGCGCACCGAGUACGCUUACCAGAACAUCCGCACCAAGAACUACCAGUGGGGUAACGGCGACAAGACUCUUUUCUGGAACGACGACGUCAACUUCCACCGCAAAGAUAAGGUCUAA
This is a messenger RNA of Emericellopsis cladophorae, 375 nucleotides long. Its product is annotated as cytochrome c oxidase subunit 6a. NCBI's taxonomy places the organism in Eukaryota, Fungi, Ascomycota, Sordariomycetes, Hypocreales, Bionectriaceae. Gene Ontology annotation, molecular function: enzyme regulator activity. The record is from RefSeq and is a predicted model, not a curated record. Gene Ontology annotation, cellular component: mitochondrial inner membrane. Bases 1 to 375 code for a protein of 124 amino acids. Gene Ontology annotation, biological process: mitochondrial electron transport, cytochrome c to oxygen. The transcript has 5 exons.